CGUCAAGACUCAUGCAGGACCUCUCCCUCCCAGGCCAUGCGCGCUGUCGGAUCGCCAGGAAGCACGCGUGGCAAUGGCACGCAUACUGCCUGUGCCUGCUCUCUAUAGAGUGCAGACCGCACCAAAUUUCCCCUCCCGUGCGCGCCGCGCGGUCUGGGCACGCGCGCGUGUCGUGUGCCCUGACGGAUCGAAGUGUGAGGGGAUUACACGAGGCUUGGUGCCGACGCGGGGGCAGGAACGUGGCAGAGCACCGCCCAAGCGGACGCCAGGUGCCGAGCUACCAGAGCACCGGCCUUGUAGUUCCGUCGUCCUUGCUCCUCACCCUUCAGUCCUCUGUCCUCUCGCUCUCGCUCUCACUCUCGCAGUCGAAGUCGCAUCGGCCCCUCUCCGUCCUCGUCUCCCUGUCGCCGGUGCCCGGACGCGCCAUGUCGUACAACAAGGCCCCGUCCAUCACCGCCGAGACCAUAAAUCCCAGGGUCAAGAUCUUCAGCUACGCACCUUGCGGGGAGAUCCUCAAGCACGCAGAGCGGUUGGAGCAGGAGAUGGAGGAAAACCCUGGUUCUCUGCCUUUUCAAGAGAUAAUAUACUGCAAUCUUGGGAACCCCCAGGUUCUUGGUCAGCCACCAUUAACUUUCUUUCGUGAGGUUCUUUCCCUGUGUGACAAUCCAACCCUCCUGAACAGAGAUGAAACAUGUGCCUUAUUCAGUCCUUACAGCAUAAGAAGAGCUAGGAGGAUCAUAAAUAAGAUUCCGAACAAAGACACUGGUGGAUAUACUGAUAGUCAGGGAAUCAAAUGGCUACGUCAAGUAGUUGCAGACGGGAUUACUGGAAGAGAUGGUUUUCCAUCCAAUGCAGAUGAUAUUUUUCUAACAGAUGGAGCUAGCUCGGCGAUCAAUUUGAUGAUGCAAAUACUCAUCAGGUCUCACGAAGAUGGCAUUUUGAGCCCUCUACCAGAAUACCCCUUAUACUCGGCUUCCAUCAUACUUAACGGAGGAACAAUGGUGCCAUACAAUCUUACUGAAGAUAAUGGUUGGGGGCUUGAGAUUUUUGAAGUCAAGAGAUGCUUGGAAGAGGCUCGUUCAGCUGGCUUGACUGUUAGAGCUAUGGUGGUCAUAAAUCCAGGCAAUCCUACUGGGCAGGUGCUUUCCAUCACCAACCAGGAAGAGAUAGUGGAAUUUUGUCGGAAGGAAGGUCUGGUUAUACUUGCGGAUGAGGUAUACCAGGAGAAUAUCUAUGCAGAGAACAAAAAAUUCAAUUCUUUCAAAAAAGUGGCCAGAUCACUUGGUUAUGACGAAAAUGACCUCUCCCUAGUUUCAUUUAAUUCUGUUUCAAUGAGCUACGGGGAAAGUGGCAGAAGAGGAGGCUACAUGGAGGUGACUGGUUUAGCAGCUGAUGUGAAGUAUCAGAUGUGCAAGGUGGCUUCUUUAACAAUCUGCCCCAACAUAGCUGGCCAAAUUCUUAUCAGCCUUGCAAUGGAUCCACCAAAGCUAGGAGAUGAAUCUUUUGAGUUAUUUGAUGAUGAGAAGGAAAAGAUCCGUUUAUCUUUCUGGAAGCGAGCCAAGACCCUAGAGAAAGCAUUCAGCAGCAUGGAGGGCGUGAGCUGCAACAAGUUAGAGGGUGCACUGUACUUGUUCCCACGGCUCCACCUUCCCUCUGCCGCGAUCAGGGCCGCUGAAUCCAAGGGAGUUUCACCUGACACAUUCUACGCUCACCGCCUGCUUGACGCCACUGGGAUCGCCGUUGUGCCGGGCUCUGGGUUCCACCAGGAAUCUGGGUCGAUCCAUAUCCGGUGCACGAUCCUUCCUGACGAAGGCAAAAUCGCAUCAAUGAUCCCACGCCUCUGUGCGUUCCAUAAGGCGUUCAUGAAUGAGUUCCGGGGUUCUCAGCAGCGCAUGCACGAUCUCCGCCGUUGACGCAAUGUUACGGUUAGACCGAGUGAUGUGAAUGGUGAAUCUGAAGCUAUGGCAUGUGUGUGCUGUGUACAUGGGUAAUCAGGGUGCCUGGGCUCUGGCAGAGUUAUUUGUACCUACUAUUAUGUGUUUAGUGUUCUUGCUUUCUAGUUGAGAGAGGUGCCCAUUUAUCCUCACUUUUGUUGUAUGACUUGCUACAGUGACCUGCCUAUAUAUACUGGUUAAAGUUAACCUGAGUGUUCAGGGAUAAUAUAUCUACUGUGGUAU
Sorghum bicolor (sorghum) is the source of this 2177-nucleotide messenger RNA. RefSeq names its product alanine aminotransferase 2-like. The record is from RefSeq and is a predicted model, not a curated record. The transcript is spliced from 15 exons. Gene Ontology annotation, molecular function: L-alanine:2-oxoglutarate transaminase activity; pyridoxal phosphate binding. Gene Ontology annotation, biological process: biosynthetic process. The coding region runs from base 12 to 1913 and encodes 633 amino acids. NCBI's taxonomy places the organism in Eukaryota, Viridiplantae, Streptophyta, Magnoliopsida, Poales, Poaceae.